CUACAAAUUGCUUAUGGUGAGAUUGUGCAAAAUGAGGUUUCCAAUAAUUCGAAUCAACAACAAAAUUCUCUUAUGAAUUAUGACUUAGAGGCUUGUAAUAAAAAUUCUCAAUUAGGCAAAAGAGUUCGCAUACAGAAGGUUGCUGUUUUUUUAGUAAAGCUUGCUCUAAGCGGAAUAGUUGUUCAAAAAUUCAUUGUAUAG
Messenger RNA from Racocetra persica, 201 nucleotides. The record is from the annotation of a GenBank genome assembly. Lineage: Eukaryota; Fungi; Glomeromycota; Glomeromycetes; Diversisporales; Gigasporaceae.